UACAUUUGUAUUCUCCAUGAGUCUUCCGGGCCACCGUAGACCGAAGACUUUUAACCAGGAAGUUUAUUUCAGUCUAUAAACAACAUGGCGGCCCCCGAGCUGAAACACGAGAUUUCACCGGAGGACGAAAUGCUCGGUGUUUUAGAAAAAGAUGAAGAAAUGUCCACACCUCAAACACAGAAGAUCCGAGAGACUCCAGAAGACAUCAAGCAAGAGGCCAUCAUUAAUACACUGGCUUUCCAUCCUAAAGAAGAUAUCCUUGCAGCUGGAGAUGUUGAUGGAGACAUAUAUUUAUACAGAUACUCUUGUAAACAUGGGGAGAACAAAGAGCUGUGGUCAUCUGGGCAUCACCUGAAGUCCUGCAGAAAAGUUGCUUUCUCAAAUGAUGGAGAAAAAUUAUUUAGUGUGUCCAAAGACAAGGCUGUUCACAUCAUGGAUGUAGAGGCUGGAAAACUUGUUGAGCGCAUUUCCAAAGCUCACAGCAAGCCUAUUAACAGCUUGCUGUUAGUUGAUGAGAAUGUGGUUGCCACUGGGGAUGAGGAGGGCACAUUGAAAGUCUGGGACAUGAGAAGAAGCACUUCAUUCAUGUCCCUGAAACACCAUGAGGACUACAUCAGUGACAUAGCUGCUGAUUCAGCAAAGAGGAUUUUACUUACAUCCAGCGGUGAUGGAACUAUGGGUGUGUUCAAUUUAAAGAGGAGAAGAUUUGAGUUGCUCUCUGAAAUCCAGGAUGGAGAUCUCACUUCUGUGUCCAUUAUGAAGCAUGGCCGAAAAGUGGUGUGUGGCUCCAGUGAAGGAAUGCUCUACAUUUUCAACUGGAAUGGAUUUGGAGCAACUAGUGAUCGAUUUGCCCUUCAGGCAGAAUCUGUGGACUGCAUUGUACCAAUUACAGACAACAUAUUGUGUACUGCCUCUAUGGAUGGAGUCGUCAGAGCCGUCAAUAUCUUGCCCAAUCGGGUUGUGGGCAGUGUAGGACAGCACGUUGGUGAACCCAUCGAGGAAAUUGCUUGCUCAUGGGACAAACGCUUUCUUGCCAGCUGCGCUCAUGACCAGCUCAUCAAGUUCUGGGAUAUUUCAGGACUCCUUGCCAUGAAAGUCAGCGAUUAUCGACAGCAAAAGAAAAAAGAUGGUCGUCUCAAGGCACUUAGCAAUAAAGCAUUUGGCGGAGUAGGGGACUUUUUCUCUGGACUACUUGACAUGAAUGAACCAAACAGAACAACAGAAGAGGCAGAGGACAAUGAUAGUGAUGAGGAUGAUGGAGACAGUGAAAGGAAGAAUAGAUCAUUCAACAGAUCAUUCAACUCAAAAAUGGAGAUGAAGUGGAUUAUUUUUCUGAUACUGCACAUUUGUGCUGGGAUCGAUGAGUUCUACUCUUCAACUGACCAUAUGACCCAGCUCAUUGACAUAAAGAGUGAUCUUACUCACAGUCUUCAAUUCUAUAUUUCAUCGUUGGAAAAUCAAAUUGAUCUAACAAGAAGGGCUCUUCAAGAUCUUGAUAGUAUCUCUGAUGAUACCUCAAAAGACCCAGAAAUACUCAUCAGCAACCCUCUGACUGCAUACAAAUUUGUAAGACAGCUAAGAAAUGUGGGCACAGCCAUUGAGAAAAUCACAAAGAAAAAUAUCUCCAAGGAUUUAGACAUACUCAUGUCAAAAACUCAGCUGCUUCCAAAUGAAAAUAAUUUGGAUGGCAUAGCACUCGCCAUCGUUAGACUGCAAGAACUCUACAGACUAGAGCCAAAGGACAUGACAGAAACUCCAUCUGCCCUGAACCCAGAUGAGUGUUUCCACAUUGCAAUGAUUGCUCAUCAGAAUCAGCAGUUCCAUUGUGCCAUUCUCUGGAUUCAGGAGACUAUGAGGAAACUCCAUGACGGAGCAGAAGCUGUGCUAACCGAACAGAAAGUUCUGACUCUUCUUACCUCUAUUCAGUUUCAAGUAUUGAACCAACCCUCUGCUCUUGGAGUAACACAGCCAUUACUGCACUAUGAUCAUUUAAACUGGAAGCCUAUACUCCAGUCAGCAUAUACCAACAGCCUGAUAGAGAAUAUUAAAAACUGGGAUGGAAUGCAGCACUUUCUUACUGCAUUUGACAUGUCUUCUCUUCAUCGUACUUGGCAAAAUGGAUAUGAGGCUUUGUGUAGAGGACAGGGGAUUAAAAUGACCCCUGCAAGACAGAAGAAUUUGGUUUGUAGGUACACAACAGGUCAAGGAAACCCUCAGUUGAUAUAUGCCCCUGCUAAAGAAGAGGAGGAAUGGGAUGAGCCACUUAUCCUCAGAUACCAUGACUUCAUUUCCUUAAGUGAGAUAGAGGUCAUCAAAAGACUUUCUAGGCCAAAGCUUUCCAGAGCCAAAGUUUCAGACCCAGUUACUGGGAAGCUCAUGUCUACCACAUUGCGAGUUUCAAAGAGUGCUUGGUUGUCUAAAGAUGAGAGUCCUGUGGUUGGUCGUGUCAGUCAGCGAAUUGCUGACAUCACUGGGUUGGACAUGGAUACUGCAGAAGAUCUACAGGUUGCAAAUUAUGGAAUUGGAGGACAAUAUGAACCACACUAUGACUCAAUGGUGGCGAAUGGUGUGCCAUUUACUGAGAGAAGGAUUGCAACUGUUCUGGUCUAUAUGAGUGAUGUUGAAGUUGGUGGGUCCACUGUCUUUCCCGAUAUUGGUGCUGCACUUCAACCAAAAAUAGGCUCCGCAGUAAUUUGGUUCAACCUACUAAAGAGUGGAGAAGAGGAUACGAGAACUUUGCAUGCUGCCUGCCCAGUCUUUGUAGGCACUAAGUGGGUUGCCAAUAAGUGGAUCUGUUGUCGGGGACAAGAGUUCAGGAGAAGGUGCACUCUGUCCAGGUCUGACUGAGAAUGAGCUUGAAAAAAUUAUGCCUAUGUUUCUGAAAAAAAAUAAAAAUAAAUAAAUAAAUAAAUAAAUAUAUAUAU
Messenger RNA from Hemibagrus wyckioides, 2924 nucleotides. It is a transcript of the gene wdr55, whose product is annotated as WD repeat domain 55. The transcript has 22 exons. NCBI's taxonomy places the organism in Eukaryota, Metazoa, Chordata, Actinopteri, Siluriformes, Bagridae. The coding region runs from base 85 to 2847 and encodes 920 amino acids. Gene Ontology annotation, molecular function: iron ion binding; procollagen-proline 4-dioxygenase activity; L-ascorbic acid binding. Gene Ontology annotation, biological process: peptidyl-proline hydroxylation to 4-hydroxy-L-proline. Gene Ontology annotation, cellular component: endoplasmic reticulum. The record is from RefSeq and is a predicted model, not a curated record.